Messenger RNA from Lactuca virosa, 312 nucleotides. The record is from the annotation of a GenBank genome assembly. NCBI's taxonomy places the organism in Eukaryota, Viridiplantae, Streptophyta, Magnoliopsida, Asterales, Asteraceae.
AUGGUUGCUGCAGAAGCUGCAUCUACACUUGCAUACAUUCAUUCUCAUGCCACCGCCCCCAUCAUACACAGAGAUGUCAAGUCCGCAAAUAUAUUAUUUGAUGAUGACUUCAGUGCAAAAUUGUCUGAUAUUGGUAUUUCCAAAUUGUUUUCUAUAAAAGAAGAAAACGUCAACAAUGUUGUUCAGGGCACACUUGGGUACUUGGAUCCUGAGUACCAACACACAGGCAAUUUAAACGAAAAGAGCGAUGUGUAUAGCUUUGGGGUGGUCCUUGCAGAACUCAUCACCGGUAAAAAAAAACCCUUCUUGUAG